Molecule: messenger RNA, 1073 nt
Organism: Telopea speciosissima
Lineage: Eukaryota; Viridiplantae; Streptophyta; Magnoliopsida; Proteales; Proteaceae
Exons: 1
Coding region: 75-1022 (315 amino acids)
Source: RefSeq, a predicted model, not a curated record
GUGGAGGGGUGAACCGGGGAAGGGACUUAGGGAGACUAGAGAGAGAGAGAGAGAGAGAGAGAGAAAAAGAAGCCAUGGAUGGUAGGGGAGGUUGCUGCAUCGCACAGUACGCAGGGGGUGCAUACGAUACGUCGAAAGUCGAUCGUAUAAUGCUGAGAUUUCGGCCGAUCGCGCCUAAACCGGUUGCCGGAGGGGCUGUUUCCGGAAGCUCUAAACUGGAGAAAAACGUCGAUAGUGUGUAUAAGGCGGGGAGAUCGAAGAGGAGGUACGUGAGAGAGAACAACAAAAGAUGUAAUAGGAAGAGAAGGGUAUUAUCGGAAGAGAAGAAGGAUGAGGAUGGUGGUUCGGAGGAAACUAGCGUUGUAACGCUGUUACCUCUUCUACCCGAGAUGCCGGACCGGAAGGAGACACCCGUAAGGAACAACUACUACUCAUACUCAGCACCGUCUGAUCUCGAUCUGAAGGCAGCGGCACCAACAUCAGCCAUAUCAAGUCCGGUCCAACAAAAUCCACCACCGAUCUGGCUGAAUUUCAACAACGGUCCAACAAAAAGGUCUGACCGGGAGGAUGGAUAUGGUAGGAUGGUGGUGAUGCCACAGCCUGUAAGGCCGGUGGGGUCGUUGGUGACGGUGGAGAGGGUGACGGAAGGGUAUGUGGAUGGGGAAGAAGGUUUGGGGUAUACAGAUGAGGAGAGAAGGAAGAAUCUGGAGAGGGACACGUGUCCAGGGUUCAUAUCAGAUGGUGUGAAUAGGGUGGAGUGGACGAACGAGGCGUACAGGAAAAUGAUCGGAGAAGGGGAUGAGAGGGAGAUGAGAGAGGGUGAUCUUCAUCAGAUAGUGUGGCUGGUGAUGAAAGAGAGGUUGCCUUUGAUGUAUACGGCAUUUGCAUGUCGGGUGAGACUGCAGUAUACGUGUAGGAAGGAGAGGCACUCUCUGACGGUGCCUUGUGAUGUGUGGAGAAUGGACGGUGGAGGCUUUGCAUGGAGGUUGGACGUCAAGGCUGCUCUGUGUUUGGGUCGGUAAACCGGCUAAAAGAUGAAGAAGACGAAGAUGAAAGGAAACAAAGCAAAAGCA